Molecule: messenger RNA, 582 nt
Organism: Bipolaris victoriae FI3
Lineage: Eukaryota; Fungi; Ascomycota; Dothideomycetes; Pleosporales; Pleosporaceae
Exons: 1
Coding region: 1-582 (193 amino acids)
Source: RefSeq, a predicted model, not a curated record
AUGCGCUUCACACUCCCCAUUGCCCUCCUUGCCUCCGCAUCGGCAGCACUCCCAGCCCCGCCCUCGGGAGAAUCCAGCAGCACUCCGCCGCUACCGGCAUCCGCCAUUCUCAAGGCCCUAGCCGGCACUUACGCCCUCGUCAACACCUCCAGCACCCUAAACGACGAGCCCAUCCCCGACGCAACCUACGGCGCCGCCCCCGUCGGCAACCUCAUCUACACAGCCUCUGGCUUCAUGAGCGCCACCAUUACCGCUACCGAAAAGGAAUUUCGCCCCCUCGUCUCCUUUCCCUUUCGCGCAAACGAAUCAGAUGCCGAUUGGGCGCUCGUCGGCAAGCAUAGCAUUGGCUAUUCCGGCCCAUUUAGAAUUAAUGAGGCUAUCCCGGCUACGGCGACUGAAGGGCAGGUUUUCCAUGGGCCCUUGACUGUGGCGAAUGUGCCGACGAUGGUGGGGCAGGAGCAUAGGCGGAAUUAUACGAUUGUGGAGCGUGAGGAGGAGGGCAAGGUGGUCAAGUAUUUGAAGAUUGGGAGUGAGCGUGGUGGUGGGUUCCGUGGUGUGCUUUGGUGGAGGCGAUUGGAUUAG